CUCCGCGACAGACGCUCUGCGUGACGUAGAUUUCAUGAGCCGGAAGUGAGGAAUUGUAGUUGUUAGAGACCCCGAUAGUGACAAGACGAAUCAAACUACACCGUGAAAAACAGACAAGAAGCCGAUUAAAACCCAACAGAAACUGUUUGAGGGUGAAGUUUCCUGCACAAACUGAAAGAAUGCACGGCCGAGUGAAGGUGAAGUCUACAGCCCAGCAGGAGGAGGAGAAGAGAAAGGAGAGGGAGAAGAAGCUGAAGAUUUACGUGGCUGCACGAGAUGCCUGUUUCUCAAAGAGGAAAGCGGGCGUCUUUGACGAGGCGGCUCUCCAGAUCACCCAGCAGCUCCUGUCAUCCAACCCUGACUUUGGAACCCUGUGGAACUACAGACGAGAGAUCCUGAUGCACCUGGAGACUGUUAAGGACGAGGACGAGGUGCAGAAGAUCUACGAGGCCGAGCUGUACUUCCUGGAGUCUUGUCUCAAAGUGAAUCCCAAGUCCUACGGCAGCUGGCACCACCGGGGCUGGGUCUCCACCCGCCUGCCUCGACCCGACUGGGCCAGAGAGCUGGGCCUGUGCGAUCGCUGCCUGAGCCUGGACGACCGCAACUUCCACUGCUGGGAUUACCGCCGGAUGGUGGUGAAGAAGUCCGGCGUGCCGGUGGAUCGAGAGCUGGAGUUCACCGAUCGCCUCAUCGGCUCCAACUUCUCCAACUACUCCAGCUGGCACUACCGCAGCACGCUGCUGCCGCUGCUCCACCCGGAGUCCCCCGAGCCCCUCCCGUCGCCGCGCCGACCGCCCCCCCACACCCCACCGCCGGCUUCCCCGCAGAACCACUCCCAUCGCGUCUGCGAGGAUCAGCUCCUGAAAGAAUAUGAGCUCGUGCAGAACGCUUUCUUCACCGACCCGAACGACCAGAGCGCCUGGUUCUACUACCGCUGGCUGCUGGGCAGAGCGGAACGCGAGGAGACGAUCAGCUGUGUGCUGGUGAGCCGGGAGCAGGAGACCGUGACCGUGGCCUUCUCCAGGCCCGUCAACGCGCAGCCUGGCGGUUUGAUGCUGUUUCUGGACGGUCAGCCUCAGAGGGUUCAGUGGAGGAGCGUCCACCCGCGCUUCAAGCACAGCCCGGUGUGGGUCUGUGACCUUCCUCCUGGGACCAUUAGUGAUGUCACCAACGAACACAACCUGACGGUUCACUGGAUGGAGAGACACGCCCACAGGGACUGCGCCCUGCACACAGGUCGGACUGAGAGCUGGUGUCGGGACUCUGCCACCGAUCAGGAACUUUUCAGGAGCGAGCUGUCGGUGGAGAAGACCUCGGUCUUACAGUCCGAGCUGCAGUCCUGCAAACAGCUGCAGGAGCUGGAGCCUCUCAACAAGUGGUGCCUGCUGACCAUCAUCCUCCUCAUGAGGGCGCUGGACCCUCUGGGAUACGAGAAGGAGACGCUGGCUCACUUCCAGACUCUGACAGAAGUGGACCUCAUGCGCUCUGCGUACUACAGCGACCUGUGCAGCAAGUUCAUGAUGGAGAACACGGUCCUGAAGAUGGAGUACGCUGAAGUGCGCGUCUUCAGCAUCUCUGACAAGAAGCUCACCACGUUAUGCCACCUGGACCAGCUGUUACUGGUCACCCACAUGAACCUGUCGUCCAAUCAGCUGCAGCGACUGCCCCCCCAGUUCUCCAUGCUGCAGUGCCUGGAGGUCCUGGAGGCUGAGAACAACUUGAUAGAAGAUCUGGAAGGCGUCUUUCACCUUCCCAGACUGGAGGAAGUCCUCUUGAAGAAUAACAAAAUCUCCUCGCUGGCCGCCCUGCGCCCGCUGGCCUCCUGCCCCCAGCUGAGGCGCCUCGAUCUCCGUGGCAACCCCGUCAGCGCGCUGGAGGGGGUGGAGGCGGCGUUGGCGGAGCUGCUGCCCUCGCUGGUCGACCUCCUGCUCUGAAUGGGGGGGGGGGGGGGGG
Molecule: messenger RNA, 1953 nt
Organism: Pungitius pungitius (ninespine stickleback)
Lineage: Eukaryota; Metazoa; Chordata; Actinopteri; Perciformes; Gasterosteidae
Gene: rabggta
Product: Rab geranylgeranyltransferase subunit alpha
Exons: 17
Coding region: 180-1934 (584 amino acids)
Biological process (GO): protein geranylgeranylation
Cellular component (GO): cytoplasm; Rab-protein geranylgeranyltransferase complex
Molecular function (GO): Rab geranylgeranyltransferase activity; zinc ion binding; protein binding
Source: RefSeq, a predicted model, not a curated record